This is a messenger RNA of Ipomoea triloba (trilobed morning glory), 2545 nucleotides long. Its product is annotated as long chain acyl-CoA synthetase 8-like. Gene Ontology annotation, cellular component: membrane; endoplasmic reticulum. Gene Ontology annotation, molecular function: long-chain fatty acid-CoA ligase activity. Bases 197 to 2356 code for a protein of 719 amino acids. The record is from RefSeq and is a predicted model, not a curated record. Lineage: Eukaryota; Viridiplantae; Streptophyta; Magnoliopsida; Solanales; Convolvulaceae. The transcript has 12 exons.
CAUUUCAUCAACUACCGGAGUGCAUGGCCGCUCCACCAGCUCGUCUUCUCUCUAAGAAAUGCUACCUACAUUCAAAGCUCAAGACAUUUUGGCGCUGAAAGUGGGAAUUCUGUAAAUUGAUUUUUGUGAUGCGUUUAGGUUUUCUUCUGGUUUAAGAUAGAUGCUCGUUGCGUAUAAGUGUAUAUAAAGUGCAAAAAUGGAAGGUCCCGAGGGAAGAACUCCAAAUACACAUACGAGGGAAAAGGCUGGCUUUACUAUAACACCGUGCGGGAUUAUUAUGACCAUACUUAUACCUAUAUUGCUUUCCCUGGCUCUUGAUGAGAGGAGAAAAACUAAGAAGAGAGGUGUUCGAGUUAAAGCCGGAGGCGAGGCGGGUAUUACAAUGCGCAAUGCUAAAUUUUCUAGAUUGGUUGAUGUUCCAUGGGAAGGGGCCAUGACAAUGGCAGCCCUGUUUGAGCAGUCCUGUAGGAAGCAUUUAAACGAACCUUUCCUUGGAAAAAGAAAGGUAAUUAGUAGGGAGUUUAUUACAAUAGGUGAGGGAAGAAAGUUUGAGAAGCUUCACUUGGGAGAAUACCAGUGGGAAAGUUAUGGUCAGAUAUUUGAUCGUGCCUCCAACUUUUCAUCUGGUCUUGUUAAAUUGGGUCACAAUUUGGACACUCGUGUUGCUAUUUUUUCUGAAAAUUGUCCGGAGUGGUUGAUUGCCUUUCAGGGUUGUUUCAGGCAGAAUAUUACUGUGGUUACCAUUUAUGUUUCUUUAGAGGAUGAUGCUGUAAUGUACUCAUUGAAUGAGACUCAAGCAUCCACAGUAAUUUGUGAUGCCAUGCAACGCAAGAGGUUAACUGCAAUUAGUGCAAGUUUGGAAACCAUCAAGAAUGUCAUUUAUUUUGAAGAUGAUGAGACUGCAAGUGAUUCCGAAAUUUCUGAGAAUCCUGGCAACUGGACAGUAUCUUCAUUAUCUGAAGUUGAAAAACUUGGUAAAAGUAGCCCUGUUCAUCCUAGGCUACCCAUCAAGAAUGAUAUUGCCGUGAUCAUGUUCACAACUGGCAGUACAGGUUUGCCUAAGGGUGUUAUGAUAACUCAUGGCAACAUUGUAGCUACAGCAGCUGCAGGCAUGUCUAAGAUCCCUAAACUUGGAGUCAAGGAUGUGUAUUUGGCAUACUUGCCUCUAGCUCACGUUUAUGAAUUGGCUGCUGAGACCACGAUAUUGGCUGCAGGAGGUUCUAUUGGUUAUGGAUCUGCAUUGACGUUAACAGACACAUCUAAUAACAUCAAGAGAGGAACCCGGGGAGAUGCUUCUGUGUUAAAGCCUACUCUGAUGGCUGCAGUCCCUGCUGUUCUUGAUCGUGUUAGAGAAGGAGUAAUGAAAGAGGUUGAGGAGAAGGGAGGCAAUGUUGAAGCACUUUUCAACAUUGCCUAUAAGCGCCGCCUAGAAGCUCUGGAAGGAAGCUGGUUUGGAAUAUGGCGCCUCGAAACUCGGUUGUGGGAUAAAAUAAUUUUUAAAAAGAUACAAACAAUUCUUGGAGGAAAAAUUCGUUUGAUGCUGAGUGGUGGAGCUCCUUUGUCUGAAGAUACACAACGAUUUAUCAAAAUUUGCAUAGGAGCUCCAGUUUGCCAAGGAUAUGGCCUGACAGAAACCUUUGCUGGAGCUACUUUCUCUGAGUGGGAUGAUACUUUUGUUGGGCAUGCUGGUCCACCUCUUCCUUGUGCCUACAUAAAGCUUGUGUCUUGGGAAGAAGGUGGUUACAGAAUAACUGAUAAACCAAUGCCCCGGGGAGAAGUAGUUGUUGGUGGAUGCAGUGUUGCUGCUGGGUAUUUCAAUAAUGAUGCUGAAACCAAUGAUGCAUACCAUGUUGAUGAGAGGGGCAUGCGAUGGUUCUACACUGGUGACAUAGGAAGGUUCCAUCGUAAUGGAUGUCUUGAAAUUAUUGAUAGAAAGAAGGAUAUUGUAAAACUUCAACAUGGGGAGUAUAUCUCACUUGGAAAGGUAGAGGCAGCUCUUCUGCAAAGCGAUUAUGUGGCUAGCAUAAUGGUCUAUGCAGAUCCCUUCCACAAUUAUUGCAUAGCUCUCGUUGUCCCUUCACGUGAAGCCCUUCUAAACUGGGCAGAAGAAUAUGGAUUCAGGACCAGAAAUUUACCUGAGCUGUGUGACAGACUAGAAGCCAUCAAGGAAAUCCAACACUCACUAUACGAGGUAGGCAUAGAUGCAGGGUUGGACAGGUUAGAGAUUCCUGCAAAGAUCAAGUUGUUACCAGAGCCUUGGACUCCUGAAUCUGGAUUGGUCACUGCAGCUCUUAAACUAAAGAGGGCACAAAUUAAGGCCACCUUCAAAGACGAGCUCAGUAAAUUGUACAAAUAAACGGACUUUUGAGUUUCUAGCACCAUUCAGGUUAUUCUUUAUCGAUAGAUUACAUCCCAAUUCCGAGAGUCUUCCCUACUUCGUGUUAUUCUUUAUCUCUUGAUAUGACUGGAUUAUCUUCCCAACACAAAUAUGAAAUUUUUACUCCAAUUUAUAUGUUAGUGUAUAAUAUAUCAAAAUACCACUUCC